Drosophila montana is the source of this 2196-nucleotide messenger RNA. It is a transcript of the gene mod(mdg4), whose product is annotated as modifier of mdg4. Gene Ontology annotation, molecular function: DNA binding; protein binding. Gene Ontology annotation, biological process: regulation of transcription by RNA polymerase II. The record is from RefSeq and is a predicted model, not a curated record. NCBI's taxonomy places the organism in Eukaryota, Metazoa, Arthropoda, Insecta, Diptera, Drosophilidae. The coding region runs from base 210 to 2129 and encodes 639 amino acids. Gene Ontology annotation, cellular component: nucleus. The transcript has 7 exons.
UAAAAGUCUAGCUCAUCCCUAGCUAGUAUACAUUUAUUUCGUUGUACUCGUUGAAAAAGUUGGACGCAACUGCGCGUCAUCAGCGCAGUAAAAGUAAUUAUUUUAAAUUUGUGCAUCAAAUAAGUAAUUCAUUAUAGAAAUUCAAUUCAAAUAGCACACACAUACACAGCAGAUACAGAAAAUUCUAUUGAUUUCUACGCUCGUCCAAGAUGGCGGACGACGAGCAAUUCAGUUUGUGCUGGAAUAAUUUCAACACAAAUCUGUCUGCUGGGUUCCACGAGUCGCUAUGCCGUGGAGAUCUGGUGGACGUAUCGCUGGCCGCGGAGGGGCAAAUCGUGAAGGCGCACCGUUUGGUGUUGUCCGUCUGUUCGCCCUUUUUUCGCAAAAUGUUUACGCAAAUGCCAUCGAAUACCCACGCCAUCGUGUUUUUAAACAAUGUUAGCCAUUCGGCUUUGAAGGACCUGAUUCAAUUUAUGUAUUGCGGCGAGGUUAACGUUAAGCAAGACGCCCUGCCGGCCUUCAUAAGCACAGCGGAGUCGCUGCAAAUAAAGGGGCUGACAGACAAUGAUCCUGCGCCGCAGCCGCCACAGGAGCCCACGCCCCCACCAGCCGCACCUCAUGUACAACAACAACAACAACAAGUCCCCGCCCAGCGUGUACAACGUCAACAGCCACGCGCCUCUGCGCGAUACAAAAUCGAGACCGUUGACGAUGUGCUGGGCGAUGAGAAGGGAACCACACAGAUUGUCAUCCAGACAACAGCCGCACCACAAGCCACCAUCGUACAACAACAACCGACACAGCAGCAGCAACAGCAUAUACAAACACAGCAGCUGCAGACGGCGACGACAACAACCGCCACGCUGGUGUCGACAAACAAGCGCACGGCACAGCGCAGCAGCCUGGUUGGCAGCGGUGCUGUCAAGCGCUCGAAGACCAGCACCGCCAACGUAAUUGACCCACUGGAAUCGGCAACGGAAACUGUUGCUGCGGGCACAACAACGACACAGCUGGCACCGCCGCAGCAGAUAACCGUGCAGACGACUGUGGUGGCCAGCGAGGCAAAGGUGCGCCAACAACAGCAGCAGCAGCAACAGGCGGUUGCACAGGAGGAAGCUGAAUAUAUUGAUCUCCCCAUGGAAUUGCCCACGAAAUCGGAACCGGACUAUAGCGAAGAGCACGCCGAAGUUGCUGGCGAUGGCGAUACGGCCUAUGUAGAGGACGAUACCUACGGCGAUAUGCGCUACGAUGAUAGCUAUUUUACCGAAAAUGAAGACGCCACCGGCGCCCAGGCCGCGGGCAAUACAAGCACAACCAGCGUCGCAGCGGCAACAACAUCAAAGGCCGUGGUCAAGCAGCAAUCGCAAAGCUAUAGCGAUUCCUCGUUUGUCGACACCGGCGCGGAGCAAAGCAACACAGAGGCUCAAGUGCAACCAAAGCAAACGCCAACCGGAAAGAGCCAAAAGGAAGCGGAAAUAACCACAAAGUCAACCAAGGAUGCGCGAAUACCGCUAUUUGCGGGCAGCAAAGUGUUCGUCUCGAAAGAAGACUUAGCCAAGGUUUAUGUGCCCAUUCCGCCAAUAUACACAUCGCGCGUGACUGAUCUGGUGAUUGGCAAGGAGCAGCUGAAACGCAUUGCGAGGGGCGAGCUGCAACCGCAAAAGGACCUGUUCCAGGCAAUUAUAACUCAUGUAUGCCAGGUGUUUGCCCGGCGCGGCGACAAGCUGAAGGAAGCCACAGUCCAGGAGUUCAUAGAUCACAAGCUGGCCACCAUCAAAGCCAAUCUGGCCGGCGGCAUUAGUGUCAUGCAGUCCAUCCGGGCGCUCUUCGAGGACAAGAACACCAGCACCAACAUUCAGUAUACGACAACGCAACGUGGUCGCAUCAUGCUCAUCUACAACGGCUAUCGAUAUGUGGUGAAUCGCCAGAGCCUGAAGAACGUUUUCUGGCGAUGCUCGCGCUAUGUGAAGCACUGCUGUCGCGCUACCCUGGUCACGUCCAAGGUGAACGACGUGACGCUUCGCAUCGCCGGCUCGCCGCACACCCAUGGGCCCGAGGUGAAGGCCGAUGAAUGCAGCUCGCCGGAGUUUACUGUCGAGAUCCUCGACGAGCUCUCGGAGCUUCAAUAAACUAUUUUCCCCGUAAUAUUUGUUUAAUGCAUAAGAUGUCGCUGCAAUAAAUUGAAUAACACAUGAA